AACGGCUUUUCAUCGAAACCGCCAUCUGUUCUGCGCGUCUAAUGGCCGCAGCGGCGCUGUGCGCUUUGUCCCUGAGAGCUUUGUGCACUGCGACCUUGUGUAGGGGAUAAACUCUCUAACGUUAAGAGACAUAUUGAGAGCUGAGUCAGUUAGAAACCCUGUCAGCUUCCUCUAAAUAGACCUCCAUUAUCACAGCAUUUUACAAAGCUUUAUAGCAAAUGUUAAAGAUUAGCAGUGUUGCAUAAUGUAUGCAGGGCGGCAGUGGAUAAUCCAUUGCUGCUUUCACUGUUUCAUAACACGCACACGGCCCAGUGUAGAUUAAUCUGUCAACCCAAUGGUGUUUAAACCAUUCAGAGUGUUCAGGUGGACCUGGUCCCUGCACUGCAGCAGGGACCAGGCUCACCCUGCAGAAUGUGCUUCUGUUUAGUGCUGAGAGUAUGGCCAAGAUGACGCUGAAGAAGCUGUCAGCUGAGGAAGACUUCCCAGAUCUCAGUCAGCACAACAACCACAUGGCCACGUUCUUAACCCUGGACAUGUACAAGAGGCUGAGAGAGCUGGCUACACCCAACGGCUUCACCAUAGAUGGUGUCAUUCAGACAGGGGUUGACAAUCCUGGCCACCCCUUCAUCAUGACCGUGGGCUGCGUCGCAGGAGACGAGGAGACGUAUGAGGUGUUCAAGGAGCUGCUGGACCCCGUGAUCGAGGACCGACAUGGAGGAUACAAACCUUCAGACAAGCACAAGACUGACAUCAACCCUGCCAACCUGAAGGGUGGCGACGACCUCGACCCAGACUACGUCCUGAGCUCCCGAGUCCGAACAGGUCGCAGCGUCCGCGGCUUCUGUCUGCCGCCUCACUGCAGCCGUGGAGAGAGGCGUGCUGUGGAGAAGCUCUCCAUCGAAGCUCUGGCCUCCCUGACCGGAGACCUGAAUGGAAAAUACUACGCCCUGAAGAACAUGACGGAUGCCGAGCAGCAGCAGCUCAUCGAUGACCACUUCCUGUUUGACAAGCCAGUGUCUCCUCUGCUGCUGGCCUCAGGGAUGGGCCGCGACUGGCCCGACGCUAGGGGCAUCUGGCACAACGAUAACAAGACAUUCCUGGUGUGGGUGAAUGAGGAGGACCACCUGCGUGUGAUCUCUAUGCAGAAAGGCGGCAACAUGAAGGAAGUGUUCAACCGCUUCUGUACCGGACUCACCAAGAUUGAGACCCUGUUCAAGGAGAGCAACCAUGCUUUCAUGUGGAACGAGCACCUGGGCUACGUCCUCACCUGCCCAUCUAACCUGGGCACUGGCCUGCGUGCAGGUGUGCACGUGAAGCUACCCAACAUGAGCAAAAAUGCCAAGUUUGAGGAUGUUCUCAAGAAGCUGAGGCUCCAGAAACGUGGAACUGGUGGAGUCGACACGGCCGCUGUGGGCGGAGUGUUUGACAUCUCCAAUGCCGACAGACUGGGCUUCUCUGAGGUGGAGCUGGUGCAGAUGGUGGUGGAUGGAGUCAAGCUGCUGGUGGAUAUGGAGAAGAAGCUGGAGAAGGGCCAGUCCAUCGAUGACAUCAUGCCCGCCCAGAAGUAAAACCAUCCCGACACAGUAACCUCUUUAACCCCCCCCCCCCCCAUAUUUGACUCUGUCCCUGAAACACUAUCAGUUUGAUUUGUUUGUGUAUUUAAGGUGAAAAGGUUCCUGUGAGGAUGGAAAUAAAAUAAAAACUGUUCCGUUUCAA
Messenger RNA from Anarrhichthys ocellatus (wolf-eel), 1716 nucleotides. RefSeq names its product creatine kinase, brain a (gene ckba). Bases 438 to 1568 code for a protein of 376 amino acids. NCBI's taxonomy places the organism in Eukaryota, Metazoa, Chordata, Actinopteri, Perciformes, Anarhichadidae. Gene Ontology annotation, biological process: phosphocreatine biosynthetic process. The record is from RefSeq and is a predicted model, not a curated record. Gene Ontology annotation, molecular function: creatine kinase activity. The transcript has 7 exons.